AUGUUUGAAAAUUCCUGGCAAGACGUCAGUCAAUUUGCGAUGGUGCGUGUGCCGAGAUCCCGGCGAAAGAGCUGGGCGGAGACUUGCAUCGCAACCGUCUGUGGCAAGCGCUGCGGGCAAGAAGCCUGGGCUGCCAAUGUGCCCUACUGCGAGGAACACGCUGGCCACGGCGACCCGAGCUGUGCAGUGGCAGAGAUCCCCACGGUGGGCAAGAUCCUGGUAGCGGCACGGCCCCUUCCAAAGGGUUACCGGCUGGCGUGGUGGGGCCGGCGCUGUCGAAAGGCCGAGGCAAAGGAUCUCAGCCGGUGCUUUGAGUUGUCGAGGGGUUGGGUGAUCGACCCCACAGACCACCCUGGGAGUCUGCUGCAAUACUGCGCCGCCCCAGGCCCCAGUGAGGCCAGCACGCUGGCCUGCACGAGGAAGGUCCUCGCCACCACGCGUGCCAGCUUUGGGUCCUGGUUGUUUACGACGCGGCACAGCAUCUCCGAAGGCGAGCAGCUUUUAAUGCCCUACAGCAAGCCCUUCUUCAAGGAGAGAGACCUCCCGUGGGUGAAUGUGGGGACCGCAGCGCACCCGGCCCGCCGGCGCAAGGGGCUUCCGGUUGGAACGUUGCCGGCCAAAAGAGGACCUCCGCUGCAAGCGCAAAAGCAGCCGGUGCAGGAUGGUGCCUCCGGCUCACAAAGGAAGCCGAGCAGUUUGCUGAAGCGCCCGGUGCCCAAGUUUAGCACAUGGGCGGCAUGCUUGAAGGGUUGCUGCAAGUCUUUUUCCGUGAGAUGA
Messenger RNA from Symbiodinium natans, 777 nucleotides. NCBI's taxonomy places the organism in Eukaryota, Dinophyceae, Suessiales, Symbiodiniaceae. The record is from the annotation of a GenBank genome assembly.